Molecule: messenger RNA, 3180 nt
Organism: Klebsormidium nitens
Lineage: Eukaryota; Viridiplantae; Streptophyta; Klebsormidiophyceae; Klebsormidiales; Klebsormidiaceae
Source: the annotation of a GenBank genome assembly
AUGACUCAGACAGGGGUUAGGUCGCCGGGUGACGGGUUCUGCCCGACUUCGUGGACUCAGGUCUCCUCGGGGAGAUUCAUCAUAGACCCAAGGCUCCUGGUAGUCAACUCCACCGCUUUCAAUGGAUGGGUGGGUCCACCGGAGGUCUGGUUCGACCGCACUGCAGAGCCCACCGGCUCAUGGCGCCAGCAGAAGAUUUUGGCCGGAGACGAGGUCAUUCGGCUGCAGACAUUAGAUGCCAAGAGCAGGGAGGCAGCUGGCGGGAAGCGCAGCAAAUCUGCAGCCGAAAGUGCUCUGAAUAGAGGCCGCCAAGCGGGAGAGAUCCCGCGGACGGUCCAACAAAAAGAUUGCGGACGAGAAGAAGAAGGCCGGGAUGCAAACGGGCAGCUCACACUCGUUGCUCAAGCUGCACGGUUCCUGGCCAACAUCAAGACCGGCUACUGCUCCAUCUAUAGCACUGGAGAGACGGAGGGCUGCAGCCCCGUCUUUUUGAUGACCACGUGGAACCACAAUGCUGCCAGGCCAAAGCCGCUGGGACGGCCCAGCAAAAGCACGGCGUUGCUCGAGACGGGGCCGCGGGUGGUGGAGGCGCCGUGCAGCACCCUGGGCCAGAGAGUGUUUGGGGUUUUUUGGAACACGAGUUCGCCUUCCCCCGAAAGAACGAUGGUGCACUUCGACGCGGAGGCUGACUUCCAAUGGUACUGCGAGGGAAGACGCGGAGGCUGCAGCAAAACUGCGGACUGCAGACAUCUUUUGGAGGUGAAAAGAGUGCUCGAGAGAAGAGAGGGGGUAAGCAAAUUGGAGGGGUGCCUCUUCACAGAAACGCAGCUGGAACGGGCUAGAGUGUGGCUGCAGCGAAAGAAGAGAGAGGUGGCGGCUGGCAAGGAGGAGGCAGCUUGCACGCAAACGCAAGCCGGUGAGGGAUGUCAAGCAAGCAAGGCGUGCGGAGAGGAUCUAGAGGCCCUCUCAGAUGAGGAGCGUUAUCUCCUCGGUCUUGUCGCCGGAGAGCGGCAUGACGCGACGGCUCCCGAGGCCGUUCACGACCCUCCCGUCACCCUGCUGAAGCAGCCGGUGAGAGUUAGCCAGCUGACGGCGCGCGAUUUUGAUGAGCUGAGCAGGAUGGAGUGCUUGUGCGCACCUUGCCCGAAGGAGCCGCCACCUUGCGGGACGGGCUGGUCGAGCUUGGUGCAGGCGUCGCACAUCUACUCAUUGGACUGGUCUCAGGAGGUGCAGAUCCGCAUAUAUUGCUGCAAUUGUCCGGAGAAGCACACGGUCCACUUCAAUGGAGAAACUCUGGGCUUGUACGUGUGGACGAGGAGCGUCAUCGUCACACAAGCAUCGUGCCAGCUGCUGCUCCGAUGCGUGCAAGGCUCUGGCUCCGCCUACGGCGCUCUUAUAGAGGCCAAAAACGCCGUCCGCCGAUUCAUCUGCGGGCCUCACCCCGCGGUUCUGCUCUGCGACGGGAUUGCGGGCCUCGCAUGCGCGGACGGUGGGCGCCAAAAAGGGGGAUUGUCUGGCACGAGCGCGGCGCAUCUGCGGCCGUUUACGGCUCCGACUCAAGAUGCUGCGGGAGUGAACGUCGAGAAGGUGAUGCAGCCGGGCGUGAAUUUUUGCGCAGCUGGGCUGGACGGUUGCGGCCCAAAACGGCGUCUUCUGCACCAACCGGAGUUGCGCACGUUGCUGGCUCGGUUCAGUCGGCAUCAUCCAAAAGACCCUGAUCUUGGGGCACCCCUGAGCAGCAAUGAGUUCGACGAGCUGAUGAUUGCGCUUGAUCGAGCGGACGUACAAGUCGUCACCGAGUUCAUUUCAGAUCCCAACGACCCGGAUGCGGACCCUGUUCUCCUUCAUUGGCGGCGACGUCUUCUACUCGAGCAGACCGGCUUGAUUCGGACCAAAAACCGGGCGUUGCUGGUUCUCAUGGAAGGGAUCAAGGCAGAGUCUCUGCUGAGCAUUCCCGGACAGAGCCCCCCCCGUUGCCCUGGAAGAUGGUCGGAGCUUCUUUACAGCCUCGGCACGCCGAAGUCCGUCUCAGAUGAUAGCAAUGUCAUCCAGCAUGGCAGUGCUCUAGCGGUGGUCAGAAAGCUUCUCUUGGGAGGUGUGGCGAACCUAGACGACCGUGCCGUUCUGGCUGAGCAUUCUCCCAUCUUGCGCCGAUUGUUAGAUCACUACGGGUCCACCUUCCCCACCUUCUUCCUCCCAACCCUCCACCAUCUAUAUCGGCUCACUCUAUUUGGCCGCGGAACGGUCGGCCUAGGGGUGGGACGCGCUGGGAUCGCGCUCUCUGCCAUCGAGGGGCUAGACAUCUGCGUUUGGUCAACGCGAGACAGAGUAGAGCGGCCGCACGCAUGGUCCGCGGACCGCCAGCAAGCUUUUGCAUUUUGGGAGGCGCGGGCAAAUGCUUUGCUACCAGCGGUUGAGCAGCUCUCACAACCAGAAGCUGGGGUCUACCCGCUCUCAGUACCAGAGACAGCGCUUUGGAACGGGCGGCUAGGCCUAGAAGCAGGUGGAAGCAUCCCUCCCAAUCUACCUCUCGAUCAUCCCUUCUGCAAAGAACAGCGCCUGCUUGGCUGCUAUCCUCUGCUUGGCUGGGAACAGAAGCGCCCUCUGCCGCAGUACAGACCUUUUGAAGACGAGCUAGGCAGAUCCAUCGAACGGGCUGAAGAGCAUCGAUGUAGAGGGGGGCUCACAGUGGGGGAGUUUGACGCUGAGGUCGCGACUCUCAGCAAGUCGAAGUCCGCGCAGCGUCUCCAGAGACAUACCAAAGGGGGCUUCGUGUUCUGCUGUCCUCACCGAGUAAUUUAUGGUUUCCAUGCCAUGCUUCGAGGAGAGUCGCCGCGCGAUCCAUUCGCCGUGCUGUACACACGACUACAUCGACACAAUCUGCCUCGCUUUGUCUUCUACGACAAUGCUUGCAAGCUGCGAGCCUACUGCAUGCGACGCGAGCCGGCAUUUUUUGCGGACGUCCGAUUCCUGGUAGACAGGUUCCACUUUCAGCGAACUGGAGCGGAGGGACACAAGUGCGGACCAACAUUCAACCCGGAUUACUAUGACGUAGUGCGUUGGGUCAACACUUCGGCUGUCGAGAGUUGCAAUUCUUUCCUCGUCAGGUUUAAGACGCUAGGCUGGUACUCUGGGCUCGAAGCUUUCAUGAUUAUUCUAGCCAGUUUGAUCUAUCCGUAA